AUUAUUUUUAUUUUAACGCAAGAAGAAACGAAAACCACCAAUAAAAAAAUAACGAACUCGUCUGCCCUCUCUUCACCUCUUUUCUUCCUCUCGCUACACGCUAAAACUGCACCAUUUUGAAGCUCUAAAUACCAACGCUCUUCCACUUCCACCUCUCACUUACAGUUGUGAUCCAAAGGUUCUUUUAGCUUUGUAGUGUCAGAUUAUCAAAAACUCCGAAGAAGAUCGAGUAAACAUCGAGCGAUUUUGGUUUUUUUACUUUUUUUCUAAAGAAGAUUUGCCUCUUUAUCUAUAAAGUGCAGAUAUCCUGCGAAGAAGUUAUAUUUGAUGGCUUCACCAGCGAUUGAUUCUGUAUGGCUAUCCUUGCCUAGCGAGCCCUUUUGUAAAUCUUUAAAUGUAUGUGUAGAGGAAGCAAAUCCAGCCGAUAUUUUACCUGUGCUGGAAGCUCCUAUGUCUUCUGUGUCUGAUAACUCUAACAUCCCAAAACCGCCACCUCUCCCUCAUAAAAUGUGUACAAGAACUCAGUAUUCCAAGAGGCCUCUGGAGUGUAGUUUUGUCCCAAAGGAAACAAAGGAUACGUGGGACAAGCUUUUUAAGGAAGGGUAUGGUGCAGAUGUUUGUAUUAUCACUGAGGAUAAAUCAUGUGUUCUAGCUCAUUCUAAUGUUUUGAGUGUUGCAUCUCCUGUGCUGGGUAAUGUUCUCAGGCUAUCAAAAGUCAAGCAUGGCAUGAGAUAUAUCAAAAUUCCAGGAGUACCUUAUGGUGCUGUCUGUGUGUUUAUUCGUUUUCUAUAUUCAUCCUGCUACGAAGAGGAAGAGCUGCAGAAGUUUGUUCUCCAUCUAUUAGUCUUGUCACAUUCCUACUCAGUUCCAGCACUGAAAAGAGCUUGUAUUUGCCUACUGGAGGAAGGCUUGCUUACCAGGGAAAAUGUGAUAGAUGUUCUUCAGUUAGCAAGAAAUUGUGAUGCACCUAGGCUUGCCUUCAUUUGUGUUCGUAUGGUUGUAAAGGAUUUCAAAUCUAUAUCUUCAACUGAAGGUUGGAAAGUGAUGAAGCGUGCCAAUCCUGCUCUUGAGCAAGAACUUGUAGAGUCUGUUGUUGAAGCAGAUACUAGAAAGCAAGAGAGGCAGAGGAAAAUGGAGGAUAAAAAGGUUUACUUGCAACUGUAUGAGGCAAUGGAAGCCCUCCUUCACAUUUGCAAGGAUGGUUGUAGGACGAUUGGACCUCAUGACAAGGUGCUAAAAGGAAGCCAGGUUACCUGCAAUUUUCCAGCUUGUAAAGGACUUGAAACCUUAGUGCGUCAUUUCGCGAAUUGUAAGACUCGAGUCCCUGGUGGAUGUGUUCACUGCAAGCGCAUGUGGCAGCUUCUUGAACUGCAUUCCCGCAUGUGCAAUGAGCCUGAUUCCUGCAAGGUUCCUCUUUGUAGGCAUUUUAAGGAGAAAAUGCAGCAGCAGAGCAAGAAAGAUGAGACUAAGUGGAAGCUGUUGGUCAGCAAAGUUGUUGCAGCAAAGAAUGCAGUUGGGUCAUUCUCAUCUCGGCGGUCAGGUUUAUUGUGACAUCUUAAAUGAGAAAAUGGCAUUACCAUGUACUUUUAUUGGAAUUGGUUAGUGCUCCAUAGUAACUUAUACAAGUUCUGAAAUGGGAAAAAUAAAAAAAAUAAUAUUAAUAAUGAGUUAAUGACAAAAUAAAUAAUAGCAGUUGUUUCUUCUUUAGGAGUAUUCUUAUCUUUUUUUUUUUUUCUUAUUUAACUUUUUUAUCUCUCUUACAUAAUCAAUCUAAAGAACAGAUGAUGUAGGGAGUGAAAUAAUUGAAAUGACAUCAUUUCUUCCUUCUUCCAUUUGAUUUUUUCCUGGUUUAAUUAUUUCUUCUAGUGCUAAUAUCAUCUGCUGUUAGCUCAUUCCAAAAUGACUUUGCAUAUGGAAGGGAUUGAUUUCACCAUUUUGACUUCUGGGAGCAAAAUGUUUCACCUAGCUGACUUAAUCACCAUAGUGAUUACCAUGAAAUGGUACCAAGUAUCUGUUGGGGACAGAUUUUCAGGUGUGCUAAUGGCCUUUGAACUGACUACUGAGUAGCUUGUUUCAAUGUAAACAAAGGUUCAGAGGCCGGUGGUGUGAUCAUUUAUGGAAUGGGAAAGUAAUGAUUUUUCUGUAUCGUAUUGUAUCAUGUCAAACACAAGUAAAACAUGGAAAAAAUUGUGUCAAAUUCGAUUGAUAUACAAAACAUAUAUUUUGGUUUUUA
Molecule: messenger RNA, 2233 nt
Organism: Durio zibethinus
Lineage: Eukaryota; Viridiplantae; Streptophyta; Magnoliopsida; Malvales; Malvaceae
Product: BTB/POZ and TAZ domain-containing protein 3-like
Molecular function (GO): protein binding
Source: RefSeq, a predicted model, not a curated record